CUGACCAGACGGAUGAAGCUCUGCAGACAAGCAAAUUAGGGACAAAGGAGACAACAGAAACUGAGCAGUCUGCUCUAAUGCAAGAAACAGCAGCAACAGGAAUAGUAGCAGAAGCAGCAGAAGUAGGAAUAGCAGGGGCUGGAUUAGGAUUAUUAGGAAGAAGGGGAGCCAGAUCACAACAUGAAAAACAGACACAAGCAGCAGUGAUGACAGAUAAAUUUCCAUGCAUGGAUGGAUCUCCACAGACAGGCAACUCUUCACAGGCAAAUAGAUAUCCCCAGGGAGACAAAUCUGACCAGAUAGACAAAGCUCCACAGACAAGCAAAUUAAGCACUAAGAAGACAACAGAAACUGUGCAGUCUCCUCUAAUGCAAGCAGCACCAGCAGGAACAGCAGCAACAGGAAUAGCAGGAGCUGGAUUAAUCAGUAAAUUACUAGGAUUAUUUGGAAGGCUACAGAGAAGAAGAAGGGGAGCAGGAGCACAAUCAGACAUUUCUAGAUCACAACAUGGAAAACAGACACAAGUAGCACUGAUGGAAACUCACCCCAGCAUCCAAGAACCUCUACAGACAGAUGAGUCUCUAUGCAUAGAUGGAUCCCCACAGACAGGCAACUCUUCACAGACAAAUAGAUAUCCCCAGGGAGACAAAUCUCACCAGAUAGACGAAGCUCCACAGACAAGCACAUUAAGGACCAAGGAGACAACAGAAACUGAACAGUCUCCUCUAAUUCAAGGAAACAACACAAAAAAAAUCCUGGAAAAUUUGGGUUUGGCAGAGUACUAUUGUAAGAAGCUCACUCUACACAGAGUGCAGCAGAUUGACAAAACCAGUAUCACAGAUGUGCCUGUUCAGUCCCUUUCAGAUCUGCCAUGGGUUUUCUUAAAGAGACUGAUGAUGCUACAAAGAACAGCAAGGAGUGUUAAGUGUUCCUCAUCAGACGGGGCAGAAGCUUCAGAGUGUGAUAAUAAUCAAGAGACUGAACCAGACUGUCCUCAGUCAGUAAAUCCUUUAGACAUUUUGACUGCUUUGUUCCUUUGUUCUGACAGUUUUCUUCAGCAGGAAAUGAUUGUGAAGAUGUCAAUGUGUCAGUUUGCAGUGCCUCUGCUGCUUCCAAACAGUGAUAACAAUCAGAUCACUCUUAUGCUUUGGGCAAUGAGAGAUCUUGUGAAAAAAUACAGACCACACUCCUUAUCAGAUCCAAGUGCAUUUGUGGAAGAAAGGAUUGUUCUGUCAGAAAUACCUUUAGUGUCUUUUGUGAGACUUGGAAGGUGCAACAUUUCCAAAUCAGAAAUUCUGAAUAAGCUGCUCAGCAAUCCACAGCAGCACACUGAUACAUUUGUGCACUUUAACAUGGAUUGUGGAAACAUCAGAAAGAAAAUAUCAAAUGGCUUAGUUGAGAUAUCCUGGUAUCUUCCUUGUGGAAACAAGAACAUUGAUGUCUUUCCUGAGCCUGUAGCGAUUGCAAACUUGAGAGGUGACAUCCAGGACUUUGAAACACAGUACACUUUUCUGUGUGAGGCUUCGACUGCUGUGUUUGUGUUCUUUGAAUCACAACUUGUAAAUACACAUUUCAUUUCAGUUGCCAGUCAGAAAUCUAUGCCUCAGCUAUUUUUUGUGGGGAGCUCUAUCAAUUUGAAAAUUAAUGCAGCAAUCAACAAGCUCAAUCUGAAGGAAAGCAAUUUAAUCUUGGCCAGUCAUCAUGAUUCAGAUUUCGUUGACAAAAUUCAGACCAAGUUGCAAUAUGCAAUUAAAAACAACAACCGCAAAAUUUCAGUUGCUCAUUUAGCUGAAAUUGCACAAAAUCUUGGAAUUUUGGUGGAUGAGGAUGCUGAAGAAUGUCAGCGUGCCAAAGCAAGUGCAAAUGAAAUCACAUCAAAAAUUAAUGAUAUAAUCCAGUUCAAGGAGGAGGAGCUGCCCUUGCAAGGGCAAAUCUUGAAGAAACUGGCCAAUUUGGAGAAGGAGGAAUGCCAACUGAAGAAAGCUGGGGUUCAGGAUAUUGAGGACUACAAAAAUGAACUUCUGAUGCAGAAAAAAAAAAUCAGAGAAGAGCAAUACAGAACAGAUAUGUCUUCUACUAUGAGCUGCUUUAUCAGUGCAAUGUCAAAACCAGAAAGGUCCUACUUUUUAAAAUGGAUGAGAAUCAAUUUGGAGAAUCACUCACAUGAAGUACUGCAUCAACUCAGAGAACUGUACAAACAGAAAUGUCAAGAUGUUUGUGGGAACAAGACAGAAAUUGCUGAGCUUGAUAAAAAGAUUUCAAACAGUUCUUUAGGAGUGGAGCACUUCAUUCGAGAGAUGAGCCAGCUUUACGAGGCUGCAGUUUCACUCUCAGAAAAUGCACUUCACCAAAAACAACUGGAACAUUUACCUAAACUCUGUGCUCAACUACUGCUGGAUGGAUUCCCACUUGAACUUGUGGAUGGAGAUUCGUUAAAUAUCCAUGUGAAAUGGAUUACUAGUGUGUUUUCUGAAUUAAACUCACUGGUGGAGCCCAAAAACAAGAUUAUGGUUGUCACUGUUUUGGGUGUUCAGAGUUCAGGAAAGUCAACACUGCUGAACACCAUGUUUGGAGUUCAGUUUGCAGUGAGCAGUGGAAGAUGCACCAGAGGAGCCUUUAUGCAGCUCAUUAAAGUAACAGAAGAUUGUAACACAGAACUCAAUUGUGAUUAUAUAAUAAUAAUUGACACUCAAGGACUGAAAUCCCCUGAGCUCGCACAACUGGACAACAGCUAUGAACACGACAAUGAGUUGGCAACUCUUGUUGUUGGACUGAGUGAUGUAACAAUUGUCAACAUCGCCAUGGAGAAUUCAACAGAGAUGAAAGACAUUUUACAAAUCACUGUUCAUGCAUUCCUCAGGAUGAAGGAAAUAGGAAAGAAACACACGUGUUUGUUUGUACACCAGAAUGUUGCUGAUGUCUCAGCUCAUAAUUCAAAAAUGAGAGACUGUAGAUUUUUGUUGGAGCAACUGAACGAAAUGACACAAGCUGCAGCCAAAAUGGAGAACAAAAUGGAGUUAAAGAAAUUUACAGAUGUAAUGAAUUAUGACACUGAAACAGAUAACCACUACAUCCCUGGAUUGUGGCAUGGAAACCCCCCAAUGGCACCAGUGAAUAUUGGCUAUAGUGAAUCUUUGUAUGCUCUCAAAAAGCAUAUAAUGAAGAUCUUCAGAGGUUGCAAGCCCAGUGACAUCAAUGAUUUUUUUAAAUGGACCAAAGACUUGUGGACUGCUGUGAAAUAUGAGAAAUUCAUCUUUAGCUUCAGAAACAGUUUGGUGGCUGAUGCAUACAUGAAACUGUGCACAGAGUACAACAAAUGGGACUGGACACUGAGAAAGCAAAUGCACACAUGGGCAUUAGAGGCUGAAACAAAGAUCUUAAACCAUGGAAAAUUUGAAAACUCUGAGAAAUGCACCAUUGAAGAUGUUCGAUGUGAUUUACUACAAAAAGCAGAUGUUGAGCUUUCAAAAGGACAAGAUGAAAUUAUUGGCAAGAUCAAAUCAUACUAUGAACAAGGAGAAGGUCAUGUUGAACUAGUGGAAAGUUUUCAACAAGACUUUAUAAACUCUGCCAAGUCUCUAAAGACAGAACUUUUAAAUUCUAUCACAAACAAACUGGAUGCAGCUCUUUCACGUCGAAAUGGAAUGAUGAAGUUUGAAGGAAUCAAAAAGACAUACAUGGACACAAUGGAGAAAAAAGUCCUGGACCUGCUGAAAGACUGUCGUGAGAAAAAGUCAGACAUGACAGACUCUAUGCUGGAUGAAGCGUUUGAAAAGAUGUGGCAGGAGACUGUCAGCACAUUGUCAUACACAGUGCUUCAACCACAAGAUAUCAUGACAAGAGUUUUGCAUAGUUUAAGGAAUAAUCUUCAGUCUAAAGGAAAUUCAAUGACUGAAAGCUUUGACAAAGUGAAGGAUCUUCAAAAUCAAGGCCACAGAAAAUUUGUGGUUCACAGAAGUAACCUUAUAUCCAAAAACUGGAAUGCUCAGAAGACCAAGAGAGUUGAAGAAAUGUCAGACAACAUUAUCAAUAUCUGUUGGGAAUUUGUUAAAACAAAGAGUGAAAGUAAGGACGAUUAUGAUGACACAUACAUCAGCGAAAUUCUUAAAAUUAUUGAUAAGAAACUUAAGACUCAUGAAGACCUUAAGCUAAACGAAGAUUUUAAACUGUCACUUAAAUUAUACAUCUGUGGCUUUGCAAGCAGAGAAUUUCAAAAGAUUCACAAUCAAUUUAUCCAGGAAAACAACCCACGAACAGCCUUGGAGAACUUCAAACACACAUACCAUUCUGACUUCAUUGGCCUUUACCACGAACAAGACCAAUGUUCAAAAAAAGCUGAUGAAUUCACGAGAAAAUGCCUAAAACCUGCCUUGGAAAGAUAUGUUACUGAGAACUUGGGCAUGGAAAUGGCAGACAAGAUGGUGAUUGGUGAAAACUCAGCAAUUUUCAGAUCAAGGACGACAUUUCAAAUUUCAGUCUUGAAAAAUCUUCUUGAUGAAUUUAAAUUUGAAACAUAUUUCUGUUUCAUCAAGUCAUAUGAAACAUUUGUUAAAGACUUUAUUUUUGACAAAAUUAAAAAGCAAUUUUCAGCUGAGAACAGAAUGAUCAAAUUAGAGGAAAAGCUCCUCAAUGAAGGCACCAAUGAAAUGAAACAGGCUAUUGAAGAGGCAGAGCAAGACCCAAAGAUAAAUGACAUCAAGGGAUUCAUCAAAACAAUUUGCAAGAAACUGGAAAAUAAGCUUGUUUUUUCCAAGGAUGAUGUGGAUAAAAUCAGCAGACUCAACGAUGUAAAUCAGAAAAAAUUCAUUGAAUGUCUAAAGUGUUAUGUAAACAAUAUGGAUACAUGUCUGAAAGAAAGUUUCCAAGCAAGAGAUUUUCAAAGCAAAAUAGAUUGUCUUGAAACCAAACCACAGGACUUGAUGUUCAAGCGAGUGUGGGGCUGUGGGAAACAGUGUCCAUUCUGUAAAGCACCAUGUGAGGCUGGAGGAGAAGCCCACACUAAACACUUUGUCUCAAUUCACAGACCAAAAGGUCUCGGUCGCUACAGAUUUGUUAAUUCUAAAAAACUAGUGACAAACAUCUGUACAUCAUCGGUUUACAGCAACACAAGUUUUAAGUGCCAUGACACCAAUGAUCACUGGCGUCCAUAUAAGGAAUACAGUAAAAUCUAUCCAGACUGGCAAAUUGAUCCAGACCCCAGCACAGAGGCCUCAGCAUACUGGAAAUAUGUGAUGGCACAAUUUAAUCAGCGGUUUGCAGAGAAGUACAAUGCAAAGUCUGCGGAUAUACCUUCAUCUUGGAAAGACAUUACAAAGAUUCAGGCAGAUGAAAGCCUAAAGUAAACAUCAAAUAAGUGUCUGUCUGGCCUCUGUUCAAAUUAGUUUGGUAGUUUGGUAAUAGAACUUAUACUGAUAAUGUUAUUUUCAUUUCGUUUCGAGUGUGUGUGUUACAUUUGUAGAUUUGCAAUGCUCUACAUUUGUAAUGCCCUAAAUGUUACUUUCUGAUA
Molecule: messenger RNA, 5506 nt
Organism: Labeo rohita (rohu)
Lineage: Eukaryota; Metazoa; Chordata; Actinopteri; Cypriniformes; Cyprinidae
Product: interferon-induced very large GTPase 1-like
Exons: 6
Coding region: 78-5342 (1754 amino acids)
Molecular function (GO): GTP binding
Source: RefSeq, a predicted model, not a curated record